AUGGCCAUGACCACAAAUCCAAGGUCUACUACCAACAACAUCCGCUUGCGGUUUCCUCGAAGCCACCAUCGUAGCGAAUCAGCUUCGAAUGUUGGUGGGAACAGUUUGAUUGUCGAAAGCCACGAGAUCGAUUCAUUCGUUCAACUUAUCUCGUCGAACCCUCAAACCCCUUUACAAGCACGCAGGUAUGUCUUUGGGGGCAGCGUCACACAGCGUCACACAAGAUGGAAAGUUGAUUAG
Messenger RNA from Colletotrichum aenigma, 240 nucleotides. RefSeq lists its product as uncharacterized. The coding region runs from base 1 to 240 and encodes 79 amino acids. The record is from RefSeq and is a predicted model, not a curated record. Lineage: Eukaryota; Fungi; Ascomycota; Sordariomycetes; Glomerellales; Glomerellaceae. The transcript has 2 exons.